This is a messenger RNA of Paramecium pentaurelia, 840 nucleotides long. The record is from the annotation of a GenBank genome assembly. Lineage: Eukaryota; Ciliophora; Oligohymenophorea; Peniculida; Parameciidae.
AUGUUUUCAUAGUAAUUAGAUUAAUCAAACUCUCAAAAUUCUUCAUAAUAAUCAUAGACGUUUCUGACAGUUCCUCGUCUCAUUCAAUAGGAAUCUCAAGCUUAUUAUGUAGGAGGCCAUAAAUAAAUAGAUUUUGAAGAUCCAAAUUCAUUAUAAAAAAGCGAGCAUAAGGAAAGUUUAGAAGAAGGAGAUAUUUUAGGUUCAAAAAUCUCUAUUGAGAAACGUGAAAUCAAUAGAAUUGAUGAAGUUGAAGAAAAUUAUAAAUCAUUAAAACUAUUUCAAAUUGAAAUGUAAAAUGUCAGUGCCAGGAAGCUUAUAAUAAAUACUAGAAAGGUUAGUGAUCCAAAUGAUAUUGGAAUUUAAAAGUAAACAGAAUAAAUCGGAAGAGGUUCAUCACCAAAUCUAAAAAUAAAAGAAUGUCCAUUAUAGGAUUCAUUUACUGUUGCUAAAUGGCCUAAAAGAUGGUUCUACAUAAUUAAGUUUUUAAGUAAGUUGAUGUCAGUAUAACCAAAAAUCCUUAAGCAAUCACAUUUAAUGUUAAUUGACGAUAAGGCUUUGAUUAUAAAUCAAAAGAUAUUUCUUUUAAAUCCAUUUUCUCCAUUUAUUGUUUGGAGUCGUUAUAUUUUUCUAUUAUUAUACAUUGUUGGAUUUGUACUUAUCUAUUUAGAAUUCGCUUUUACUAUCACGAAUAGUAUCUUUAUAGUUUUUUGUAUAUUUAUAAUUUAAUCAAGUUGGAUUCACAAUUGUAGAAACUCUGAGCAAUUACUUUAUUGGAGUUUAUAUCUAAGAACUAUACACAGAAAAUAGAUGGCUAGUAGCAAAAUAAUAUCUAAUCUAUGA